Messenger RNA from Adineta ricciae, 930 nucleotides. NCBI's taxonomy places the organism in Eukaryota, Metazoa, Rotifera, Eurotatoria, Adinetida, Adinetidae. The record is from the annotation of a GenBank genome assembly.
AUGGCAGCUCCGAUACAUUGUUUCCUAAUUGAUAAUCAGUACGGUCUCGUAUUUAAUCCUGAAUCCAUUCGUCUUCUUCGGCAGCAGCAUCGCAUCAUAGGUUUGCUAACAGGUAAUCUUCCACAAUAUCCUCGACAAAAUCAGCAGCUUGGUAUUCCAUUGCAACUUUCCCUUCAACAAUGUCACUUUCUAUCGACACACAACAUUAUUUGCAUGUAUCAAAUCGUUUUCCCGAUCACGGACAAGCAAGAAGAUCAUUUGGCAUAUCUCACCGAACUCGACAACAAAUUUCAAGAUCAGAAAAUCACCAAUGGUCACGAACGAAUCAAUGAAAUCCUUCUCAACCGUGAUUACAUUCUUCAAUCCAAUCGUCACUCAUCGUUCGGAGAUAGUUCAGAGCUCGAUCCGGCCAUUUCAUCUCUGCUCGAAACCAACAAUGCUUGGCAAAAUUCUUCUCGGUCAAUGGACGACCAUGAACGACAUAUUUUGCUUCAUAUCAUUAAGCAACGUUUACAGCAGUUUACUAUCGAUCAUAUGCUGAUCACACAACCAUUGGAAUCCAUACGAAGCGAUCAUCUCGUGCAGUCGAUCACUGCUGAUCAGCUUAAGCGAUACUUGACUUCGCCCCUUCAACAAUUGCAAUGCGAUGUAUUCGCCGAUCUCUAUGCCAAGAACUAUUGGAUUUCCGACGGAAUGAAAUUCGGUGGCGACUAUCUCGUUUACUUAGAUGAUCCAUCAAAAUGUCAUUCUUCAUUUAUUGUUACAUGUUUUCUUCGAAACGAAGUUCAAACGAAUUCAACAGCAAUCCCACUAACCCAUCUGAUAGCUCGAUGUCGUGUUGCGGUAAAUGUCAAGAAAAUAUCUGUUCUAGCAACGAGAAAAUCUACAAAUGAAAUCGAAUAUCUAACAAUCAAUUGGAAUGGAUUCUAA